This is a messenger RNA of Salvia splendens (bonfire salvia), 1619 nucleotides long. RefSeq lists its product as uncharacterized. Gene Ontology annotation, molecular function: zinc ion binding. Lineage: Eukaryota; Viridiplantae; Streptophyta; Magnoliopsida; Lamiales; Lamiaceae. The transcript has 7 exons. Bases 1 to 1368 code for a protein of 455 amino acids. The record is from RefSeq and is a predicted model, not a curated record.
AUGAAUGCUCAAGACAAUAACUGGGCUGUUAAUGAUGCAAUUACUACUCCAUCCAAACCUCCCCAGCUUACUAAGCCAAUGCACAAGUUGGAAAUGGCUGAAAAUACAUCAAACACCAAACAGUGGAGAAAAUCAAACCUGUUCUUGGAAAUACCAAGCAGAUCAUUGGAAGUAUCUCGUCAAGAAUUCGUUCAAAUAACGAUGCCAUCAUCCACACCAACUCCCACUCCCAAGAGAGUGAACUUCCUCCUAACACCUAGUCCUUGUGAUUCAAGACCAUAUGGAUCACCCCAACCUUCCUCUGCCCGAGGCCUGCCUUCCAUCCGGAGCCUCCUGCCAAAGGGCUUCAAGCAACGAGCUUCCACUUCAGAGACUGAUAAGGCAGCCAACAAUGAUCCAGUCUCUUCAAAUGUCACAGGUGGUUCACAAGAUAAGCCAUCAAUGUCAAGAUCAUGGUCAUUUUCAACAAUGUUUACUCCUAGGGCGAAGAGGGCAUGCUCGUUGCCAGUAACCUCGGUAGCAAAUUCAAAUCCUGCCUCUUGCCCUGCUGCACCUGAUGAUGCAAAAGGAGUUAGGCGCAUGUCGAGGUCACUUUCUGUCCCGGUGAUGAGAAAAGAAAAGGUCACACGGAAAAUGGAUUCAUUCUUUCGUAUUAUCCCAUCCACACCUAGGCUAAGCAAGGAUGGCCAACCUCAACUACCAAGUGCAGAUGAUGGUAACAGUGGUGAAGAUAUACCAGAAGUGGAGGCUGUUUGUAGGAUUUGCUUGGUUGAAUUACGUGAAGGUGGAGAGACCCUUAAAAUGGAAUGCGGCUGCAAAGGCGAACUAGCUCUGGCCCAUCAAGAAUGUGCAGUUAAAUGGUUUGCCCUCAAAGGGAACAAGACCUGUGAAGUUUGCAAGAAUGAAGUUACAAACCUACCUGUCACACUUCUUCGUAUCCAAAGCUGUAUAAAUCGCACUGCACCCCUCAAUAGCUAUUCGGAUUUGGAGAUCAACGGGGUUUGGCAUGAAGUGCCAGUUCUCGUAAUUGUGAGCAUGUUGGCCUACUUCUGUUUUCUUGAGCAGCUUUUGGUUGGCAAAAUGGGUAGCAGUGCAAUCGCCAUAUCACUUCCAUUUUCGUGUGUACUCGGCCUCCUUGCAUCCAUGACGUCUUCAACUAUGGUGAAGAGGAGAUUCGUUUGGGUAUAUGCAUCGAUGCAGUUCUCCCUCGUGGUUCUCUUCGCUCUUGUUUUCUACAACUUGGUUCAUGUGCAAGCAGUUAUGGCAAUUCUACUGUCCACGUUUGCUGGAUUUGGUGGGGCGAUGAGUGGCAGUUCGAUCAUCGUUGAGGUGAUGAGAUGGAAAAGGAGAGGAGAAGUUGCGGAAUAAUGUAGGUGAUGAGAUGAUGGUGCAUCCAAGUCAGCGCCGUCGCCAGCGUGGAGGCGAGGCAGAGAAUCCAGAAACGGCUUUAGUAGGAUAUGAGGUUUUGGUCCAAGUUAGAGAUGAUUUUUGAUAUGCUGGGUUUGAAGAAUGUGGAAAUGAAGAAUUUUGUAUGAGUAGUGUAGAUUGAGAGUUUGAUCAUGGCUGGCUGUUUCUUGCUGUUGCAACAGUCUUUGAAUUGUGUUUUGGACAGUUGAUUA